This is a messenger RNA of Dama dama (fallow deer), 2494 nucleotides long. It is a transcript of the gene LDB2, whose product is annotated as LIM domain binding 2. Gene Ontology annotation, cellular component: nucleus; transcription regulator complex. Lineage: Eukaryota; Metazoa; Chordata; Mammalia; Artiodactyla; Cervidae. Bases 244 to 1365 code for a protein of 373 amino acids. The record is from RefSeq and is a predicted model, not a curated record. Gene Ontology annotation, molecular function: LIM domain binding. Gene Ontology annotation, biological process: negative regulation of transcription by RNA polymerase II; nervous system development; positive regulation of transcription by RNA polymerase II. The transcript has 8 exons.
UCUCCGGUCUCUCUCGCUUUAGAGGCUCCCACGGCAGUUCCCAGCCACUGUGUUCAGCCUGCCUGCCUGCCUCUGUGUGUGCGUGUGUGUGUGCGUGCGUGUGUGUGAGUGUGUGUAUGCGCGCGCGCGCGUGUGUGCGAGCGUGUGCGUGCGGCUACUUUGUAGUGGGGAGAACACAGCCCAUGUGCUCUGCAUGGACGUUACUGAUACUCUGUUUGGCUUGAUUUUCGACAAGCAGGCAAGAUGUCCAGCACACCACAUGACCCCUUCUAUUCUUCUCCUUUCGGACCGUUCUAUAGGAGACACACACCCUAUAUGGUACAACCAGAGUACCGAAUCUAUGAGAUGAACAAGAGGCUGCAGUCCCGCACCGAGGACAGCGACAACCUCUGGUGGGACGCGUUUGCCACCGAGUUUUUUGAAGAUGAUGCCACAUUAACCCUUUCAUUUUGUUUGGAAGAUGGACCAAAGCGAUACACUAUUGGCAGGACCCUCAUCCCUCGUUAUUUUAGCACUGUGUUUGAAGGAGGGGUGACCGACCUGUACUACAUCCUCAAACACUCGAAGGAAUCCUACCACAACUCAUCCAUCACGGUGGACUGCGACCAGUGUGCGAUGGUCACCCAGCACGGGAAGCCCAUGUUUACCAAGGUGUGUACAGAAGGCAGACUGAUUUUGGAGUUCACCUUUGACGACCUCAUGAGAAUAAAAACGUGGCACUUUACCAUUAGACAAUACAGAGAGUUAGUCCCAAGAAGCAUUCUAGCCAUGCACGCACAAGAUCCUCAGGUCUUGGAUCAACUGUCCAAAAACAUCACCAGGAUGGGGCUGACAAAUUUCACCCUCAACUACCUCAGGUUGUGUGUAAUACUGGAACCAAUGCAAGAACUGAUGUCCAGACAUAAAACUUACAACCUCAGUCCACGGGACUGCCUGAAGACCUGCUUGUUUCAGAAGUGGCAGCGGAUGGUGGCACCGCCAGCAGAACCCGCAAGGCAACCGACGACCAAACGGAGGAAACGGAAAAACUCCACCAGCAGCACCUCCAACAGCAGCGCGGGCAACGCCACCAACAGCGCCGGCAGCAAGAAGAAGACCGCGGCCGCCAACCUGAGUCUGACCAGUCAGGUACCUGAUGUGAUGGUGGUAGGAGAGCCAACUCUGAUGGGAGGUGAGUUUGGGGACGAGGACGAAAGGCUAAUCACUAGAUUAGAAAACACGCAGUAUGAUGCGGCCAACGGCAUGGACGACGAGGAAGACUUCACCAAUUCACCCGCCCUGGGGAACAGCAGUCCAUGGAACAGUAAACCUCCGGCCACUCAAGAGACCAAAUCAGAGAACCCCCCGCCCCAGGCUUCCCAGUAAGAGUGACCGGCUCCAGAAUCCACUGUCCAUAGCCCCCGUGGGUCACGCUCACUAUUUCAGAUCCUUACUUACAGGAGAGGAAGGAGCAGACGUUAAAACUUUGCCAUGCAGAUACCGAUCUCUAAACCACAAUGAUCUGAGUUUCUUUCUUCCUUUUUUUUUUUUUUUUCUUAAAUUGAGAGGACCAUUCCAAAUAAAUGUCCAUGACCCCUCCCUGGAGGCCUUCGCAGGUAACACAGAUACUGGCACUGAUCAUAAUUAAAACAAGAGCAAAUGCUAGCGCUUCUCCUGGCUCAGUUUGAACCUUGUUUGUUAAUUUCCUUUCACCAACCCCGCAUCCAACCAUCCAACGAAGGCCAUAUUGUCAGUAAACCCUCAGUGCUCAGGAUCCCAUUCUAUGCCGAAUCCAACUACAGAUGACUUUUUAAUAUUGUAAAAUAUUUUCUGCUUUUUGACUUGCAUCUGAGAGUUUCUUGUUUCAGUAAAAAAAGAAAAGGAAAAAAAAUCCGCUUUUGGAAAGUAAUUUAAACGUACCUUUAUUAUUAUUUUUUUUUCUCCUUCACCUUUUCUUUCUUUGGGUAACAGCGAAGAGGGCCCAGCAGGGUAAUUUAUGGCCAAGCUAAUGUCAAUUGGUCCUCGAGCCCGAGGUGGUUCAGUCGCGCCCGAGUGCAGAAACAAGAAAUGUCUUUUUGUCAUCAGAGACACCAAGACAGAUUUUUAUGUAAAGAAAGGCACCUGGCCCCUUGAGAAUGUAUUCGUUUGUAAAAUUGCUGUUGAUCCAAAUAUUUCAAGCCAUGUAAUCCAUUAAUUUUGUGGGCAGUUUAAUAAAUCUGAAACUUUUGGGUUUUUUUUUUAAUUGUAUCUGAGUUGACUGUUGUUUCUCUUCAUAGUAUAUUUCCUGUAUAAUAUUUUGUAAAGCCCUCACCUGGUUCUUUUAUGGGGACUUUUCUUUGGGGGCAAUUCCAGUGUAUUUAUGUGAAACUUUAUAAAAGAACUAAUUUUUCCAUUUGCAUAUUAAUAUGUUCUUCUAUACAUGUAAAGACACAGUGGCUCGUGUGUUAUAAAACAGCUGUAUUUUAUGUAUGCUUUAAUGAUAAGUGUGCCAAUAAUAAACUGUGUUAAUGACCAA